AUGAUCACGAGACGACUAGCACGCCCAGCCAGUGCCUUCACAGCUUCAGCAUGGACAUGCCCAGCAUGCACCAGAGCAUCCCUCCUCUCACAACCUCCCCGCUCACGGCAAACCCAACUCCCCCAACGCCGCUCCUUCCAAUCCACCUCCCGCCUCACCCACUCCGUCCCUGCACUCCCCUACGAUGACACAUUCAAGCUCCAUGGCAUCCCUGGCCUUCUCAGCCCCCAAGCCUUCCAAAUAGCCUGGACCAACUACCAAGCCCUCCUCGUCUCCAAACUCAACGAACUCACAGCAGGCGAAUCCUACCAAGAUGACAAACCCAAAGACCUCGCCAUCCGCUUCGCCCGCGACCCCAUGGCCGCCGCCCUCUUCAACCACGCCAGCAUGGCCAGCAACAACCAUGCCUUCUUCCUCACCAUGAGUCCUUCGCCCAUGAAGUUGGAUCGAAUGCCCACACUCCAUCAAUCCCUCACCGCCACGUUUGGAAGUAUAGAGACGCUACGAACGACUAUGCUCGACACGGCCUCCGCGAUGUUCGGACCCGGUUUCGUGUGGUUAGUCUGGGCCCGUAACCUCGACCCCCCUCCGGGCCAAACCGGCCGCGGCGCCUGGCGGAUCCUGACAACCUACCUCGCCGGCUCACCUUACCCAGAAGCAGGGUACCGGCAGCAAGGCCUCGACACAAACACAACCAACGCGGAGGGCUACCAAACCUACCAAACCACCACACGGCCGCUCGGCGCGUUUGGCGCGCACUCGCAGAGUUCGCAUGAGCGGGCUUCCCUACCGCCGGGAGGGACAAGCGUGGCGCCGGUGUUGUGUGUGAAUACGUGGGAGCAUGUGUGGUUGCGGGAUUAUGGGAUUAGUGGGAAGCGGAGUUUCUUGGCGGAUUGGUGGGAGGCGAUAGAUUGGAAUGCCGUGCAGCAUAUUGCGCCGACGGAGGCGACGCGGCCGUUGCAGUUUCAGCGGGCGUAA
Molecule: messenger RNA, 978 nt
Organism: Baudoinia panamericana UAMH 10762
Lineage: Eukaryota; Fungi; Ascomycota; Dothideomycetes; Mycosphaerellales; Teratosphaeriaceae
Exons: 2
Coding region: 1-978 (325 amino acids)
Biological process (GO): superoxide metabolic process
Molecular function (GO): superoxide dismutase activity; metal ion binding
Source: RefSeq, a predicted model, not a curated record